AUGCCGAACCCCACGGUAGCCGUCUCCGCUCCUGGCAAGGUCCUACUAGCCGGCGGGUACCUUGUACUUGACCGGGCUUAUACCGGACUCGUCUUCGGCCUCAGCGCCCGCAUCAAUGUCAUCGCUCAGGAGAUCCAAACUAGCAAGGGGGUGCAGUUGUCCGAGAUCGUCGUUGAAAGUCCCCAGUUCCUCGAGGCUACGUGGCGCUAUGGGCACCACCUCGCCGAUGAUGACGGGGGCAUCAAGGUGACGCAGUUGCAGGUCGGCCCUCAAAUCAACCCCAAUCCCUUCGUCGAAACCGCGCUCAGCUAUGCGCUCACAUACAUCUCCCGUGCCGGCAAACACGGUCCGUCCCGCAGCAUCAAGCCCGCCCGCCUCACCAUCCUAGCCGACAACGACUACUACUCUCAACCACCAGGAGCAGCACCCUCGGCCGUCACCAUCACCACCCAGUCACCACCCUCCUCCCUCUCCUCCUCAUCCUCAUCCACCCCUCAACCCCCCCACUCAUCCCGCUUCAUCCACAUCCCCGUCCCCCUCCACGAGGCCCACAAGACCGGCCUGGGCUCCUCCGCCGCCCUCGUGACGGCCCUCACGGCCGCCCUUCUAGCCCACCACCUGCCCCGCUCCGCCUUCGACCCGGCCUCGGCCCGCGGCCGCGGCCUGCUGCACAACCUCGCCCAGGCCGCCCACUGCGCCGCCCAGGGCAAGGUCGGCAGCGGCUUCGACGUCGCCGCUGCCGUCUACGGCGGCUGCCUGUACCGGCGCUUCAGCCCGCGCGUGCUGGCCGGCCUGUCCGGCGCCGGCACCCCCGGGUUCGCCUCGAAGCUGGAGGCCGUCGUGGAGGACCGGGCCGCCGAGGAGCACGCCUCCUCGCAGCCCGUGUGGGACGCCGAGAUCAUCGCCGGCGGCGCGGCCCUCCCCCCCGGGGUGGCGGUGCGCAUGUGCGACGUGGACUGCGGGAGCCAGACGGUGGGGAUGGUGAAGAAGGUGCUGGCGUGGCGCGACGCGGACCCGCAGGCGGCGCGGGCGCUGUGGGACGCGCUGCAGGCGCGGAACGAGGGCCUCGCCGCGGCGCUGAGGGAGGGGCGGACGGCGGACAUCCCGGCCUGCGUGGCGGGCGUCAGGGAGCUGGUGCGGAGGAUGGGCGCCGAGAGCGGCGUGCCGAUCGAGCCCGAGAGCCAGACCGCGCUGCUGGACGCGCUGGGCGGCGUUGAGGGCGUCUACGGAGGGGUUGUGCCUGGUGCGGGAGGGUUCGAUGCCGUGGCGCUGCUUGUGAAGGAUGAUAAGGAGACGGAGGCGCGCAUUGAGGAGUUCUUGGCUGGUUGGAGCAAGGAAAAGGGCGAAAGGGUGAGCUUACUGAGGGUCAAGGGGGAAAUGGAGGGGGUGAAGGUGGAGGAGCUGGAAACGUAUCACGGAUGGCUUCGUUGA
Molecule: messenger RNA, 1431 nt
Organism: Phialemonium atrogriseum
Lineage: Eukaryota; Fungi; Ascomycota; Sordariomycetes; Cephalothecales; Cephalothecaceae
Product: putative phosphomevalonate kinase
Exons: 2
Coding region: 1-1431 (476 amino acids)
Biological process (GO): ergosterol biosynthetic process; isopentenyl diphosphate biosynthetic process, mevalonate pathway
Cellular component (GO): peroxisome
Molecular function (GO): ATP binding; phosphomevalonate kinase activity
Source: RefSeq, a predicted model, not a curated record